Solanum stenotomum is the source of this 1415-nucleotide messenger RNA. RefSeq lists its product as uncharacterized. The annotation marks the transcript as partial. The transcript has 3 exons. The record is from RefSeq and is a predicted model, not a curated record. Lineage: Eukaryota; Viridiplantae; Streptophyta; Magnoliopsida; Solanales; Solanaceae.
AAAUGAAUUCAGUCAAAAGAAAGGAACAAAAAUCAACUUCGUGCAGAAUGAGUGAAGUACCUAGAGUACAAACACCAUCGAAACAACUUGCUGAUGAAGCCCUUUCUCAAAGAAAUCAUAUUUUUCCAGUUGUAGAUGCAGUAAAAGAUGAAGUGGUUGAAAUAGAGGAAAAUGAGAAAGUAGUGCAAGGAGAUAGAAAUGAGGAAGUAGCUCUCGGAGGAGGAGGAGAAAGUAGUUCGAGGUCUAGAGCCAUAGGGAAAGAAGUAGGGGAAAGGUCGGCGACUGAUGUUGAGUUUAGAUCAGAAGUCCAACAUAGCAUCCCUUCAACCCCUGGAUUUGUCAAAACUUUCAGUAUUGACAAGUUUCAAGUGAAGAUGCCCAUUGAUGAUGAUACAAAUUUUGGUGAUUCUGUUGUUAAAUCUGUGAUGGGAAAAGUAUUUGAUAAAUUCAGGGUGAUAUUGAAGGAGCAAAAGUUGGAGACUUUCUUUAGGUCUAGCUGUUUUGGGUUGUAUCUUGAUCUUCCUGAGAAUAAUAAUGCACGUUUUCAAAUGACUAUGGUCUAUGGUCUUUUGAAACGUAGGAUUCUAUAUGAGGAUGAGGAAAAAAAAGAUGAGAUCUGGAUAAACUACUGUGGCAUGCCAAUAUGUUUUAGUAUUAAAGAAUUUUCCAUAAUUACUGGACUUAAAUGUCAUCAUGCUGUUCAGCCUCUUCCUAUUGUUAAGCCAAAGAAUACAACCAACAAAACAAAGAAAGUCGAAGGCAAAGAAAAAAUAGCUGAUGAUGAUGACUUGGUGGACAUUGUUGGUAAGAGCUACAAAAGCACAAAUUUGCUCAAAGAUCUGGAGUCUAAAACACUUUCAAGUAAGCACAAAGAGUCAUUGUGCUUAGUUUGGUUCGUGCAUGCUAUUCUAUGGGCCAAAGACACCAACCAAAUCAUACCAGCUAGUUUGUUAAAGUUAUCUCGGGAUCGUGAGGAAUUCAACAACUAUCCAUGGGGUCACGAAAGCUACAAUUUAACUGUAAAAUAUUUGUUGCAAAAGUUAACACCCAAAACAAUCAAUCUAUAUGGUUUUCCUUGGGCUUUCAUGGCUUGGGCAUUUGAAGCCAUUCCUCACCUCCGACAGCAAGUCAAGGACUACUCUGAAAAGGUUUCUUAUCCAAGGAUCCUUAGAUGGUUGUCUGCCAAGAACAACAUAAAAGUGAAUGUUGUUGACUUGUUCACCCCUCCUGAUGAUGCAAUUGUGCAUCCGUGGCUUAUCCCUACUGAGCUAGAAUCAACCAUGCCAUUCCUUCUUACUUUAGGAUUUGUGAGAACUUUACCUGAUCCUAAGGUUAUUGAUAGGAUUAAAAGAGAAUUGGAUGGAGCUACAUCCAUCAAAAGGGAAGCACUGGGGGGUGGUGAUGAGGCUGUUGGU